UUGUGUUGAAUGUGUUUUUGAAGAAAGCACACGUUUACAGGUGCAGAUCGUUAAAACCCUAAAUUUGAAUACACUUAUUUUCAUAUCAGGAAUUGUUCAUCUCAUGGAAAUAAAAUUGCCCAGUUAGUAUUUGAAUAAUGAUGGUUAAAAUAUUGCACAUAAUACUGUUGUUUCUGUAACAAUCAUGUUGAGUAAAUCAUGUCAAAUUUUAAAAUAAAUUAAAAUUUUCCAUCUAGAAUUGUCCCUUGUUGCAAAACAAGUGAGGACACAUUAGUGGCAACGUUCCCUGAUCGCAACACCACAGCUACAGGUGCACCAGCCAUGUGACUUAGUGUUCCUACACAUUUAAGAAAAAAUAAUAAAUAAAGUCAAUGAUAUUACACUUUUUUAAUUAAAUGCCUGACUUUGAGGUCAAAUGUCACUGUGAUGUUCAGGGACACACACACCACCAGAGUUUAAAAACUCAAUCUACAAACUUUUCUGUCCACCAACAACAACAAAUACAAAAACAAAAAACCAACAGUCAACCAACUGAAACACAAGAAAAUGAAUAAACUACAUUGAGCUGUACUUGUGUUAAGAGACAAACUGGCCCAAAAGACUGGGAAGAAGUGGGUUUUAUAUACACACACACACAGGUGACACACAUCAGGGGAGAGGCAGGUAAUCAAGGGAGCUGGAGACACAGGAGGGCAGGUGCAGACAAUCAAGAGGGAACUUGACUUUUUUUUCUUCUUUUGUUUGUUUGAGAGAGAUUUAAAGUUGUUUGUUUUUCUCUCAUAUCUCAUAACCAGCCAAAAUCACAACACAAAUCAUUUCCAGAAAUGUUGUUACAGAUUUUGAAUGUGUUCCUUGUUCCAAAUUCCAAAGAACUGCCAUUUGGAAUGUAUUUGCUAGAAGGUUGCUCAAUGUUUACUCAAGACCUGGUUUAUCUGGUUUAUCUAUUUAUUCUAGAAUCAUUCCAAAGACAAAUGAAGCUAUUGUCAGGUCCUGGUUACACAAUCCAUAAUAAAAAAAAGUUUCAUCAGUAUUUUUCUCUUUAGAAGACACACCUACAAAACUACGAGAAUAUAAGUACUGUUUGGGAAAGUCUUGGCAGAAACUUUGAUUUCCUUGGGUAAGAGAUUCCUUCUCAUUGUGUUUGUGUGAUAUUGUUAACAGGUGAUAAAUGUAUUUGCCCUUUUUAUUUUUGUAUUACACUGAGAUUUUGACAACGGUUGCUUUUACUGUUUUUUUUUUUUUCCUUUAUCAUUUUCAGCGUGAAAAUGUCAAAAUACCAGGUAAAGGUGUUCACUUCUGAACGUGCACUUCCUGCAUCUUUUAACCAAGUCUUUAUUAAACUGGUGGGCGAGAAUGGAGAAAGUUCCCAUACCAUGCUGAAGAACCUGCUGCAGCCUUUACCCUUUCUGCAAGGAAGUGUUGUCACUUUUAAUGUCUCAUGCUCGUCUCUUGGAAAACUUAUUCUGAUUGAGCUGGACAAAAAACCUCUACCAUUGACUCCAAGUAACGCUUGGCUCCCUGCUAAAGUGGAGGUAGUAUCCCCUGAAGGCGACACCUACUCCUUUCCCAUCUACCGAUGGAUAAAUGACAAGGAGGUGCACCGCUUCAGAGCGGCUGAAGCUCUGAAAGUCUCUGACGACAACCAUCACCUUGGCAGGUAUGAUCGAGAAAAGGAGCUCAAGUUCAGGGCGGAGGAAUAUUGUUGGAGUGAGUAUGCAGCUGGAAUACCCCACUGCAUUAAAACAGAAAACGCGCUCUCACUGCCACCUGAGGUUCAGUUCUCUUUCACCAAGAAAAGCGAGUUUUUUCUUACGUCUGCCUUUGGAUUGUCAUCACUGGGCCUCACAUUGUUGAGUAUUUCUAAGGAGCCAUGGACUGACUUUAAAUCUAUUAAGGAGUCGAUCACCAAAAACAAAACUGCAGUAUCUGAAUAUGUACAAAAACACUGGGAGGAGGAUGAGUUUUUUGCAUACCAGUUUCUGAAUGGUGUUAACCCCAUUCUGAUCAGAAAGUGCACAGUGCUGCCAGAUAACUUUCCUGUCCCUGACAAUGUAGUCCUACCCCAAAGCAAGAACUCCUUACGCAAAGAAAUGAAGAAGGGCAACAUAUACCUGUGUGACUACAAGAAUCUGAAAGAUGUGAAAGCAAACAUCAUCAAUGGGAAACAGCAGUACUUGACCGCGCCCCUCGUCCUGCUCUAUAAAACACCGAAUGACAAGUUGAUGCCAGUCGCUAUUCAGCUGAACCAGGAACCAGGAGCUGACAAUCCCAUCUUUUAUCCUAACGAUUCUAAAUAUGACUGGUUGACGGCAAAGACUUUUGUGAGAAGCGCAGAUUUCUCUGAACAUCAGCUUAAUGUUCACCUGCUGCGCACUCACCUGCUGGCUGAGGUCUUUGCAGUGUCUCUGCUGCGCAACUUCCCAAUGGUGCAUCCACUGUACAAGGUAACAAUAAACCUCAAAGAUGUCUCAGUUCACGGAAACAUUGUGAAUUUUUCUUGCGUCAACAAUUCAAUUCCUGUGUCUUUAAGCUCCUCGUUCCCCACACACGCUACAACUUACAGAUCAACCACCUGGCUCGACUUCUACUCAUUUCUCCAACUGGAGUUUUCACUCAGGUAUGGAAAUGUUUAUUUUCCUUUUUUUCCAUACAAGUUCUUAAAUUUAUUUCUUAAGUUUUCAGCCUCUGGUGGAGAUGCCAUGAUGCCCAUCCUGCAAAGGUCACUAAAGUCAGUGACCUACAGCUCCCUGUGUGUACCUGACAGCAUUGCUGAGCGAGGAAUGGGGAAAAUUCCAAAUUACUACUACAGGGAUGAUGCGCUUCGUCUUUGGGACAUCACUCUCAAGUUUGUGGAUGGAGUUGUCAAGUACUACUACAAGAGUGAUUCUGACGUCAAAAAAGACUCUGAGCUCCAGAACUGGAUUGGGGACAUUUUUGAACAUGGAUUCCUUUCCAAUGAAGCCUCAGGAAUUCCAAGGCAAUUUACAAAAGUAGUUGACCUGGUCAAAUUUGUCACCAUGGUGAUAUUCACUGGCUCCUUCCAACAUGCGGCAGUAAACUCUGGACAGUACGAUUUUGGUGCCUGGAUGCCAAACACCCCCAUCUCUCUGCAAUACCCUCCACCGACAACGAAAGGCAAAACAAGUGAGGACACACUAGUGGCUACGCUCCCUGAUCGCAACACCACAGCUUUGGGCAUAUCCACCGUGUGGCUACUGAGCAGACAGUCUUCUGACGUUGUCAAAGUUGGCCAGUAUCCAGAGGAUCAUUUUGUUGAGAAAGUUCCCAGGAAACUGAUGGCUCAGUUUAAAGGAGAACUGGAUAUUGUGAACAAAAUCAUGGAAGUCAGAAACAGAAACCUGAAGCUAAAAUAUGAGUACCUGCAGCCAGAGUUGGUGGAAAACAGUGUCGCCAUUUAAGCCAUUUAUUACUCUUAAACUAACAGCAGAAAAACAGGAUUAAAAACAACAUGUGCAGUUCAUUAAGUAGUUUUAUGUAGGUGGUAUGGGCAUAGUUUUGACACCUGUAGAAAAAUAUGUUACUCUCUGUCAUGAUCAUUAUAACUCAAGUUUGUAAAAAAGUGUAUAUAUAUAUAGUUUCAACCCUUGUCUGAGGACAUGGGUCAUGUGAUUCUGUUUUAUGUGUUUUCCGUUUGCUAUCAGUGUAUGUGGGUAUGUGGGGGUUGUUUUUUUGUUUUGUUUUCUUGCAGGAUCACAUGACAGGGAAACUGUGAGUGGAUUGGUGGAUGGCGUCCAUUUAAACCAACUGGCUCUUCCCCUUUUCCCUUCAUCAUCCUCGAGCUAAAGCCUGCUGACUCCUUGCUGUGUGCUCCGUGUGGUUUACCUUAUGUUACAUUUGAUUGCUUGUAUUGAGCAGCAAAAUGGAGGAGUGAGAAGCACUUGUUUUUGUUCACAACAUUUUCUCUUUUUGAUUUGAGCUUAGUUUAAAAACACUGUAUUUUGUUUUGUUUUUGUUUGUUGGAGGAAGGAGCAGAGUCCCUUUUAGUUUUGGUUGGGCAUCGUUUCCUCACAAAAUAAAAUGCUGUUUUAAAAACUAUAAACUCUUAGACUUGGCCACAUUCUCGGGGAUGAUGCUGCACUGGUUUAAAACACAUCGGAAAAAAAAAGUCUCUACAAAAAGCAACUAGGUGAGAUGUAAAUCAUCUACUAGUGUUUUCAGAUGGAACUGUAGCAUGUGUUUGUUUUUCUAUUCCCCUUGAUCCUCACUCCUUUUACAUACGCAUGACUACAGAAAAACAAAAAUCCAACAUGCACACAAAAGUAUUUUAGCCUGAACUCGUUCUAAAGCCCUUUAGUGUUUUUUUCCAUAAAACCACUAAAAGGACCAAUCAGAAUUGUAGAAGCCUGCUUCUUCACUUCCCAUCAAAUUAUUUAAAUGGCUUGGUUGUCAAUAAACACAGAUUCUUUUUUUGUGUCUCUGAAAAAAACAAAAACAUUUUGCUUAAGGUAAAACCUGCUCCAACAUCUUCAGCGUGCUUCAAGUUCUGCCUUCUAACCAGUACCAACCAAAUCAUUCCUGCCACCUCACAGAUCCAUACACAUGAAUUUUAAUGAAUUAACGUCUGCUUUAAUGCACCAUUUAAUGAGGUCCUUUUUGGCAGCAUGUGGCUAAGAGAAGCAAGUCUGUGAGGAGAGUUCCCUUUGAGGAGCAACCGACUCUCAAGGACAAUUUAAGUGGCGCACUGGGGAUAUAAACGCUGUGGGUCACAUCUAAGAGUGACUAAACUGGAUUACAUAUGUAUGAUGUCAUGUUUUCAACAAGUCAACUCCUGCUGUCACAGAAAGUUAGUAAGAUGACCUGAUAAUGAGCUAAAGAACAAAUCUACUGCAGGAGAGCUGCUCAUUUUUCUCUGUCUGUCUGUCUGGAUGGGACAGACCAUGUCCAAAGAAAAGACAGAAGUCCAGAGAAUUGGUGAAGAUUUUACCAACUUCAUUCACAAACAGUUAGUAGGUAGAGUGUAUCUAAACAUGCCACUGUGAUGUUCAGGGACACACACACCACCAGAGUUUAAAAACUCAAUCUACAAACUGUUCUGCUUUUCCAUCCACCACCAACAACAAAUACAAAAAAAAAAAAACUACAAAAAAAAACCCCAAAACAAAA
Messenger RNA from Cynoglossus semilaevis (tongue sole), 5124 nucleotides. RefSeq names its product arachidonate 15-lipoxygenase B-like. Gene Ontology annotation, biological process: lipid oxidation. Gene Ontology annotation, molecular function: protein binding; iron ion binding; oxidoreductase activity, acting on single donors with incorporation of molecular oxygen, incorporation of two atoms of oxygen. The transcript has 12 exons. The record is from RefSeq and is a predicted model, not a curated record. The coding region runs from base 1266 to 3419 and encodes 717 amino acids. Lineage: Eukaryota; Metazoa; Chordata; Actinopteri; Pleuronectiformes; Cynoglossidae.